AUGAGCCAGGUGAGUAAGGCCUUGAAGGCUGUUGAGGAUAAUGUUACUGAGGCGUUGCAGGCUGUUGUUAACAUGGACAAAAGUCUGAAGGGGGAUUUGUUUAACGUGAAGAAGAAAAUUAAGGAAGGGAUAGAGAGUGUGCUCGGACCUUCAGGGCUUAAUGUGUUGACGUUGGAUCAGAAAGUGCAGACGGAUUUGGUGGCGUUGAAGGUGAAGAUUGAGGAUGUUACUAAAGAUGAUCCUACUACUAUUAGCCUUAUUCAGAGUCAGUUGAAGGAUCUUGGGACGGCGAAAAGUGAGCUUGAAAAUAAGCUCACAGGGCCCGAUCCCAAUUCAAUUAAAACACUGACGGAUGGGCGUGAGACCAACUUUAAGAAUCAGAUCAAAACUCCGCUUAACGCUAAAGUCAGUGCAGUUGACUCGGCGAUUGAGACGCUUGGCGGGAAGUUUAACAGCAACGGUGCACUUAAGACUUUUGAUGAGAUUUUCAAGCAUAUUAAAGAAAAGGUUGCGGAGAUUAUUAAUGGUGAUAAAGGCGAUAAAGGUUUAAAUGGGAUUGCGAAGGCGGUGCAGCAGUACGCCACGGACGUUUACAAAAAUAUGCGAGAGAGCACAAUCAAUGACUGGCUUCCUAAAAUUUUGGGAGACAAGGAUAAGCCGGUGAAGGACCCAAUUAAGGGGUGGCUUGAGAAGUGUGUAGGGAACCCAAGGCAUUCAAAUGGUUCGCCUACCACUGAGGAUGAAUUGCGUAAAGGUAUUAAACAUCAGAUUAAGGAUAAGCUUGAGAAGAAGGUUUAUGAUCAGGUUAAAGAGAAGCACAAUGUCCAAGCAAAGGGCCAAGUUGCAGAGGAUUUGGGAGGCCUCAAGACAUUUCUGGAGGAAUAUGCCAAUACGCUUGAUGAUCAACUUAAGCCCGCGAGUGACAGCAGUGAUGCAAAUCCGUUCGUCUCUGGAAUAGUCGGGCAGGUUGGGGAUCCACCCAGCCAAAAUCCAAACAACCAACAUCUCACAUUCAUCGUUGAAGCGAUCUUUGUCGCCGUUGCCGCCAAAGCGAGGCGGGCCGGUGAGGAGAUUGGCACACUACUUCUCGACGCCGGCAGGGUGGGCACCAACGGCAACAAAACAAGCAUCGCAAAGGCGUUGGAUGAUGCGCUAAAGGUAGCUGCAGAGCUUGACGGUCAGCUUAACAACGCGACUACCACUCCCCGCGUCCAACCCGAAAGCCCCGCCAAAGCCGUGGACACUAAGUUGAAAGAGGUGAAGGAUGAGGUUGGUGGACAAAAUGACGAUGAUAAUAGUAUUACCAGCAGGUUUAAGAAAGAUGUCAAAAAGUCAAUUGAUGAUGCAGUCAAAGAACUUCCUGAAGCGGUUAAAAUGUUUGACGCUGAAGCUGAGCAUGUUGCCGAUAAUGCACAAUAA
Babesia ovata is the source of this 1419-nucleotide messenger RNA. Its product is annotated as Extracellular matrix-binding ebh, putative. The record is from RefSeq and is a predicted model, not a curated record. The transcript has a single exon. The coding region runs from base 1 to 1419 and encodes 472 amino acids. NCBI's taxonomy places the organism in Eukaryota, Apicomplexa, Aconoidasida, Piroplasmida, Babesiidae.